CUGGCCAAGGUGCUGGACCAAGACAGGCCGCUCGGCCACCUCGCUAGCUAAGGUAACCGCGGCAGCCGAGGCUGCUUCCCUCUCCGCUGGGUCCCCAUGGAAGAAAUGGAAGAAGAGUUAAAAUGCCCGGUGUGCGGCUCCUUCUAUCGGGAGCCCAUCAUCCUGCCUUGCUCCCACAAUUUAUGUCAGGCAUGCGCCCGCAAUAUCCUGGUGCAGACCCCGGAGUCCGAGUCGCCCCAGAGCCGUCGGGCCUCGGGCUCCGGGGUCUCCGACUAUGAUUAUCUGGAUCUGGACAAGAUGAGCCUGUACAGCGAGGCGGAUAGCGGCUAUGGUUCCUACGGGGGAUUCGCCAGCGCCCCCACGACCCCGUGCCAGAAGUCUCCAAACGGCGUCCGUGUGUUCCCCCCGGCGAUGCCGCCGCCGGCCACCCACCUGUCCCCAGCCUUGGCGCCGGUGCCUCGCAACUCCUGUAUCACCUGCCCCCAGUGCCACCGCAGCCUCAUCUUGGACGACCGGGGGCUCCGCGGCUUCCCCAAGAACCGCGUUCUGGAAGGCGUGAUUGACCGCUACCAGCAGAGCAAAGCCGCGGCCCUCAAGUGCCAGCUGUGUGAGAAGGCGCCCAAGGAGGCCACCGUCAUGUGCGAACAGUGCGAUGUCUUCUACUGCGACCCGUGCCGCCUGCGCUGUCACCCGCCCCGGGGUCCCCUCGCUAAGCACAGGCUGGUGCCUCCAGCCCAGGGACGCGUGAGCCGGCGGCUGAGUCCCCGCAAGGUUUCCACCUGCACAGAUCACGAGCUGGAGAAUCACAGCAUGUACUGCGUGCAGUGCAAGAUGCCCGUGUGCUACCAGUGCUUGGAAGAGGGCAAACACUCCAGUCACGAAGUCAAGGCGUUGGGGGCCAUGUGGAAGCUGCACAAGAGCCAGCUCUCCCAGGCGCUGAAUGGACUCUCAGACCGGGCCAAAGAAGCCAAGGAGUUCCUGGUGCAACUCCGCAACAUGGUGCAGCAGAUCCAGGAGAACAGUGUGGAGUUUGAAGCCUGCCUGGUGGCCCAGUGUGAUGCCCUCAUUGAUGCCCUCAACAGAAGGAAAGCCCAGCUGCUUGCACGUGUCAACAAGGAGCAUGAGCACAAGCUGAAGGUGGUUCGAGAUCAGAUCUCUCACUGCACCGUAAAAUUACGCCAGACCACUGGACUCAUGGAGUACUGCCUGGAGGUGAUUAAGGAAAAUGAUCCCAGUGGCUUUUUGCAGAUUUCUGAUGCCCUCAUAAGAAGAGUGCACCUGACCGAGGAUCAGUGGGGAAAAGGGACGCUGACUCCCAGGAUGACCACCGACUUCGACCUGAGUCUGGACAACAGCCCUCUGCUGCAAUCCAUUCACCAGCUCGACUUUGUGCAAAUGAAAGCUUCCUCUCCAGUCCCAGCGACCCCCAUCCUACAGCUGGAAGAGUGUUGUACCCACAACAACAGUGCUACGUUGUCCUGGAAACAGCCCCCUCUGUCCCCGGUGCCUGCAGAUGGGUAUAUCCUGGAGCUGGAUGACGGCAGUGGUGGUCAGUUCCGGGAAGUCUAUGUUGGGAAGGAGACAAUGUGCACUGUGGACGGUCUUCACUUCAACAGCACAUACAAUGCUCGAGUCAAGGCCUUCAACAAAACAGGAGUCAGCCAGUACAGCAAGACCCUGGUUCUCCAAACGUCCGAGGACACAGACUCAGAAGAACAGACACCCCCUUUUCCAGUGCCUUCGGAAAGAUUGCCGCUGCGUAGAAUGAGUCCUUUCUCCUCCACCCUUAAUCUACAACCCAGCUUCCCCGGGAGAUCCUACUUUGAUUUGAGAUCCUCACCCCACCAGCUGAGCUUGCAUUCCUCUUUACAGUCUCUCAAUGCACCGGGAUGCAAUUUUGAGACACAAUCUGCACCAUACUCUCAAUUAGUUGACAUUAAAAAGCUGUUGGCAGUGGCCUGGUUUGCCUUCGACCCUGGCUCGGCGCAUUCUGACAUCAUCCUCUCCAAUGACAACUUGACCGUGACCUGCAGCAGCUACGAUGACCGGGUAGUGCUGGGGAAGACAGGCUUCUCCAAGGGUGUCCACUACUGGGAGCUCACCGUGGAUCGCUACGACAACCACCCUGACCCUGCCUUUGGCGUGGCUCGCAUGGACGUGAUGAAGGAUGUGAUGUUAGGGAAGGACGACAAAGCUUGGGCAAUGUAUGUGGACAAUAACCGGAGCUGGUUCAUGCACAACAACUCGCACACCAACAGAACAGAAGGAGGGAUCACCAAGGGAGCCACCAUCGGGGUCCUUCUUGACCUAAAUAGGAAAACCUUGACCUUUUUCAUCAAUGAUGAGCAGCAAGGCCCCAUAGCAUUUGAGAACGUGGAGGGUAUGUUCUUCCCCGCGGUCAGCCUGAACAGGAAUGUGCAGGUCACGCUCCACACGGGACUGCCGGUCCCAGACUUCUAUUCCAGCAGAGCGUCCAUAGCCUAAGGCUGCUACUGUGGAGGCACCAGCGGCCUGGCCUUCCUCCAGCUGAGAGGGCAGCGGGGAGCUCAGCCCUGCACAGGGUGCCAGGAGCUGACCAGAGGAAGUGGAGAGAUAAGCUGGUGCUCCAUAGCCUCACACCCCCAGCUCAGCCCGCCCCCUCCCUCCCCUCCACCACUGUAAUGCCCAUGUUCUCUUCCACCUUCAGCCACUCUCACCAACAAAGGACCCAGACAGCCCACACGUCACAGCAUCGCCAUUCCCCCAUGUCGCUUUUCUUGACCUUAAUUUUUGAUGUUGGUGAGUUCUCUUUGGUUGGUUUGUUUUUUCUGAUCAUGAUUUUUUGGGGGGUGACUGACC
Molecule: messenger RNA, 2838 nt
Organism: Sorex fumeus (smoky shrew)
Lineage: Eukaryota; Metazoa; Chordata; Mammalia; Eulipotyphla; Soricidae
Gene: TRIM9
Product: tripartite motif containing 9
Exons: 13
Coding region: 97-2484 (795 amino acids)
Molecular function (GO): protein binding; zinc ion binding
Source: RefSeq, a predicted model, not a curated record